Microthlaspi erraticum is the source of this 2187-nucleotide messenger RNA. The record is from the annotation of a GenBank genome assembly. Lineage: Eukaryota; Viridiplantae; Streptophyta; Magnoliopsida; Brassicales; Brassicaceae.
AUGACGGCGAAGCGAAACCGUAAAAAGCGCCGUGCUUCGAAUGUCUCAGAUCCAGGCAACUUAUUCCGAUCCCUUGCUUCAGCUAUUGCGUCCCCUCAGGUUUCUAAGCCGCCAAUCUUGAACCGUCUGUUGUACAUUCUGGGUCACUUCGCAUCAACUCAACCAGUAAACUGGGAGAAUUGCGACAUCGCUUCACAUCAGUGGAGUAUCAAGCUCAGUGGAGACCAAGUGGAAUUGAUCAAUUUCGAGGAUGUUUGUAACCUCUCUCAUGUUUUGUUCACAGAGCUUGAUAGGAGUUUCGAGAACCUAUUCUCUACUCUAUUCAAACAAAAUGCUGAAACUUGUCCAACAUUUGCAACUACAGAAGAAAGUAUUGGAUUAGCCAAUCUGUUCUUAAGAUGUUGUAUGAAGAUGGUGACUUUGCUUAUGCCCAAACAAGAGUUGGUUCUGGAGAAAGGCAGAACUCUUCUCUCAAUCCUCAGUCGACUGAUUCGCUCAACGAAUGGGGAUUGUUCUUUUGUAACCACUCAUGAAAGACCUUUAGAUCCCCGCCGUACAUUUCUUUGGGAAGGGCUUGAGGUUUUCAUGGAUGAGAUUUUGGUGAAUAAGUCAAUCAGGGAUCUGCUUUUCCUAGUCGAUUCAGCAUUCUCCUCCUGUAGACUGUUCAGUAAGCAUGAUAGAGCCGGCGUGGUGGAAAUGGUUUCUGCACAUUUUAUCAUCUCAACUUCUGAUGAGAAAAUGUGUGUUGAGAGAUUAUACUGGCAGCAAGAAAAUGCGUAUAGAACUCCUCAGAUAAGCUUGUGUGCUGCCGUGUCCUUGCUGCAAAACCCGGUGAUCUCCUCUGCACCAAGAAUGAUUCAAGCCUAUGUGGUUUUAUUGGCUUCUGAUGCCAUCGGUGUUUCUGCACCUCCAUGUGUUAAGGAGUUGGAGCUUCAGCUUAUUGAUCGCUACAUCGAUGCAUUUGAAAAGUCCGUUGGUUUAUACACAAGUCACAUGUGGAAGGGUGAGAAUGCCUCAUCUGGGAAGGUUUGUGUUUCGACGAGUAGCUCUCGGAAGGAUGUUGAACAUCUUCUUUGCCGCUUGACGCUGGAGAAAGUUGAUCAUCUCACAGUGAAGCUAAAGGAGUCAUGGAGUGCGCAUCAAAGUAACAAUGCCAAGAGAGAAAACUGUGAGCUGGUAGCGUAUUCUGUUGCAUAUGCGAAGGCCAGCUUAUGUGUGUUUGAUAGCUCCUGCUCGGAAACUAUGUUGUCGCAGACCUUUUCGAUUCUUGGCUGCGUGAUACUUAGAGCUAGCUCUGAUGAUGUCAUGGACUCUGUGCUGCAAAAAUACAACUCAUCUAGUAUGGAAGAUCUAUAUCUGCUUGCAUCCACAGUGAAGUUGAUGAGUUGUUCGAUGUUGCAAGCCAUCCAAGUUCUCAGGAACUGGAACUCGCAUGGAUCUGAAGCCGUAGGAGAUGUUCGAGCUUGCAAGGAAUACAAGGCCAUGAUGGAUGUUGUUCAACGUUUUGAACAGUUCAGUGUUCAUUUGCCCGGUCAAAGUUUCCUGUGGGAUAAAAUGAAAUCUCAUACUAACAGACAUGUGAAAUCUAAGUGGAUGGUUAUGCAUUUUUCAGGCUUAUUGUCUGUAAGCUAUGCACUCAAGCUUGACUAUCUAAUAAAGGGCUCCAUUUUUGGAAUGGUGGUAUCUCUGUAUUUGUUUGUCCUAGAAGGGGGUGACUUGGAAGCACUUUGGGAUUCAGUUUUUCUCUCAGAGAAUCCGUCAUCAUCCACACCAUCCAGUGGUUCCAAAGACUCGGAAGCCUCUGGUAAAACUGAGAAGACUACAGUAGAUAGGAAACUGAGCGGCGCGGUUGCUUUGAAGUUUCAAAAACUCAGAACUUUGUACUUGGGCAAGGUGUCUGGAGCUAAAGAUCCAGAGAAUGGUUCGGAUUCAGGAAUUGGUAUUGAAGAGGAAAGCUGCAAUGGAGAGAAAUUUCUGUGGUGUAUGGCCGGAAAAGGCAACCUGAGAAGCAGCGACGUGGAGGAGCUGGCAGAUUUCAUAGCGUGUGAGCCCGGUAAGGAUUAUUCCGAUUGGCUGAAAGGGAGAGAACGGUUUCGACAGCAACGGUGGAAGUUGGACAAGAUUGCUCUCCAAAGGUGGAACAAGAAGCAAAAAGCUUGGAGAGAGAACAAAAGGAAGAGCUGUUAA